CCCACCACUUCAUCGCGGCGACGGCGUGCCAGGAGGCGGACUACGGCUGGAUGAUCCGGCACUACUGCCUGAAGCAGUUCCAGCUCAGCAUGGAGGGCAUUGGGCAGCGGCUCUGGUGCCACUGGGAUGAGACCGUGGGCACCUACGGGGAGCUGACGAACUGCACGGCGCUGAUCGCCGAGAGGCUCGACUGCUACUGGCCCAACCGCCUGGUGGACGAGUUCUUCGUGGCCGUCCACAAGCAGUACUUCAGGAACUGCUCCCCCUCCGGCCGGGCACUCCGCGACCCCCCCAACGGCGUCCUCUGCCCCUUCAUCCUGCUGCCCAUCCUCAUCACCCUGCUGAUGACCGCGCUGGUGGUGUGGAGGA
Tauraco erythrolophus (red-crested turaco) is the source of this 369-nucleotide messenger RNA. NCBI's taxonomy places the organism in Eukaryota, Metazoa, Chordata, Aves, Musophagiformes, Musophagidae. The record is from RefSeq and is a predicted model, not a curated record.